Molecule: messenger RNA, 1678 nt
Organism: Gracilinanus agilis (Agile Gracile Mouse Opossum)
Lineage: Eukaryota; Metazoa; Chordata; Mammalia; Didelphimorphia; Didelphidae
Gene: DMAC1
Product: distal membrane arm assembly component 1
Exons: 2
Coding region: 86-385 (99 amino acids)
Source: RefSeq, a predicted model, not a curated record
UUCCGGUAUCAUUGUGUCGUGGGUUCCACUUGGAAACCGCCGGCUACGAGGGUCGCUCUCUGCUCCUCGCCCCUCCCCCGUCGUGAUGGCUGCCACCACUUCGUCUUCGCCCCCCGCAACGCCAGCCUCAGCCCCAGACACAGCUCCAUCCAAGAACCAGUUAAUGAGCGGAUGCUUGAGCUGCCGUCUCUUAUCGGGAGUAGGGUUGCUGGGGGCUGGCGGUUACGUGUACUGGACGGCGCGGCGGCCUAUGAAGCUUGGCUAUUAUCCCGGCCCGGGGACUAUCCUCCAGAUGGUCAUCGGCAUAAGCAUUGCAUCUUGGGGGAUAGUCAUACUGGUGGACCCUGUAGGAAAAGCCUCUCCUGUAGGAUCAAAGAAGCAAUAAUGGUGAUAAUGAUGAAAAUGGUAACUUCUACAAAUCAGCUAUUCAUUCCCUAUGGACUAUCCAACCACCCCUAUGGACUACCCAGAUCUGGAGGAUAGAAGUAAGAGACCUUCAGAUGUUCCAGGACAAGAAUGAUCUAACUUUAAAGCUGUGGAUACCUGCAGGGAAAAUGGACAAAGUAUGGUUACACAUUUCUUUUUACCCAGACCUGCCCUCCCACAGUAGUGAAUAAAUUUCUCAGAGAAGAAAAUAGGAUGUAUGAGUCUUGUCUGGGGAAGAAAGGGGAUUUAAAGCCAUCGAACAUAUAGGGGCAGUAAAAAAAAACACAAGAUAAGAAAAUGACCCUUACUCUCUUUUUGGUCAAGCUAUUUUAAUAAUCCUAUGUUGAACAUUUAAGAGUCAUAACACAUUGUUAUGUAGAUUCAGCCCUUUUCCAACUAUGCUAAUCCUAUCCAUAUUAUGUACCUGACACUGUUGGAGUCUAUGGGAAAUUUUGAAGGACUAACAAAUUCCUUACGUUUAUUUAGUUACUCUUUAGUUACUUAGUUACUUCAAUAUAUAUGAGCUCCUCACAACAAAAUCAUGAGGCUGCUAAUUCAGGUACUAACCUCAUUUUAGAAAAGAAACUAAGGCUUUUCAGAGAGGUCAACUAAAGGGUACUACUCUGGUCUAGAUUUUAGUUCUAAUAAUGCCACCAUCAGACUGGCCUUGGAUGAGUCAUUUUCUAAGGAUUUUGUUCUGUUUCCUUGCUUGCAAAAUGAAGAAAUUGAAAUAUAUAUCUCUUGAUCCCUUCUAGUACUUAUAUUCUGUCUGAUUUAUUCAGAUUUAUGCACCAAAUAUGGCAGGGCCUUUUGACUUAGGCCAGUGAUAACAUACUAGUUUGCUGUCAAGAAGUUUACUGGUCGGCUUGCCAAAGUUUACCAAGAUGAAUGAUCUUUUCAUUCUGCCUCUAACAGGAAACACUAGAAAUGUCCUGAUUUGGAAAAAUGAGAUGAAUUUCAAGGGAAAUAACAUGGGGAGUAUUGUUCCACUGGCUCAGGAGUUAGGACCUGGGUUCAAAUCAAAUACUACUCUGAUAUAAAUGACCAUGAAAAGUAAAAGAAUGAGCUCUAGACUUGGUCUUAAGUCUUGAUUCUACUAGUUAGUAUGUGACCUUAAACAAGCAACUCAACUUUUCUUAUUUUUUCUUAUGUUAUUAUGCAAAUUGGAGUUAAUAAUACUCAUAUCUUACUUGGGAUUAAGUAAGAUAAUGAUUAUAAAAUGUUUGUAACCACAGAGUGCUAUGUAAUUGUG